CUUCGGUUCAGCCUCGGCUAAGUGAAGAGCAUAGAAGAUGCAGAGUGUCGUGGCAUGCGUGCUUGUGCUUGUGGCAGGGGCGUCGGCUGUCAUGCCUGCAGGAGGUUCGCGGCCUCGCCCUGGGUUGACGCCUCGAUGUGCCCUCCCACCGACUCCCUGAUGGUGUGCCAGCUGAAGAAGGGCCAGUGCUCCCCCGUGGGCUCCGUGUUCUCCCCCAAGGGCGGCCCCGUCAAGGCCAUCACCGACUGCGCCAACACCACCGGCGUCGUCCUCUGCCCGCAGUUCUUCAUGAGUAUUGGUCUGGCGUUCGUGUCGGGCAGCCCUGAGAGCUUAGCCGACAAGACUUCAGCGGACCCUGCCACCGUCACCGCCAUCCGCCGCUGCGCCCUCAACGCCACGGGUCUGCUGAACGCCGAUAUGACGACCCUGAACCGCAUUGCCUCGUGCCCUGAACCCGUCGACUACAAGAUCACCGACUUCGUGACCUGCCUGAAGACGGCCUGCAUGAACAGCGUGUCCGUGUCCCCGUUCAUGCAGAUGGCCACCGCGUCCUUCCAGAGCAUGAUGACCGCUCCUCCUGCCGAUGCACCAACUGCAGUCUAAGGUUCCUGUUGUGCGAGACCUCUGCGACGCCCAAACGAUAGAUUGUCCAUGUGACGCGAAUACCUCGUUGUUUUGAAUACGUCUUCUCGUAUUUUGCAAUGAUUGUUAUGCCAUCUUGCGGUUGCUUUUAAAUUUUAAGAUAAUCGCAAGUGGAAAUGUAGAGAAUGUAGAAAA
Messenger RNA from Penaeus monodon (black tiger shrimp), 777 nucleotides. RefSeq lists its product as uncharacterized. The record is from RefSeq and is a predicted model, not a curated record. NCBI's taxonomy places the organism in Eukaryota, Metazoa, Arthropoda, Malacostraca, Decapoda, Penaeidae.